Molecule: messenger RNA, 261 nt
Organism: Verticillium alfalfae VaMs.102
Lineage: Eukaryota; Fungi; Ascomycota; Sordariomycetes; Glomerellales; Plectosphaerellaceae
Product: membrane protein TMS1
Exons: 3
Coding region: 1-261 (86 amino acids)
Cellular component (GO): membrane
Source: RefSeq, a predicted model, not a curated record
AUGGCGGUGCCCAGCAUAGGCUCGGUUGUCACUUUCGCUGCUAGCUGUUGCGGCGCCGCGACAUGCUCUGCUGUGUGCAGCGCGUGCGGUAAAUGUGGCAACAGCGUCGCCACCCGCAUCGCCUACGCUCUCCUCCUCUUAGUCAACUCGAUUCUCUCGUGGAUCAUGCUCACGCCUUGGGCCAUCAAGAAACUCGAACACCUCACACUCGACUAUGUUAAAAUCGACUGUCCCACCGGGCCAAUGGUUAUGGUUGGCUAG